This is a messenger RNA of Penicillium subrubescens, 1263 nucleotides long. RefSeq names its product FAD-dependent oxidoreductase. Lineage: Eukaryota; Fungi; Ascomycota; Eurotiomycetes; Eurotiales; Aspergillaceae. Gene Ontology annotation, molecular function: FAD binding. The transcript is spliced from 4 exons. The coding region runs from base 1 to 1263 and encodes 420 amino acids. The record is from RefSeq and is a predicted model, not a curated record.
AUGGGAAGCCAUCCGCGAGACCACGUCACCGUGGGUAUAGUCGGAGGUGGGAUUGCCGGUCUAGCGCUUGCCAGAAUGCUCGAGCUUUCAGGGAUAUCCUACUGCCUAUGGGAAGCAUAUAGAGAAUUCGCCACGCACACAGGCGCCAGUGUCGGACUUAUGCCCAACGGUCUAAGGAUACUGGAUCAACUGGGGAUGAUCCACAAAUUCAAUGAGUAUAACGUGAAGCGCGGAGAUUGGGAGCAUCGAGAUGCGAACGGGGUUCUCCGAACUAGUCACAAUCCUGGAGCGAUCUUUGAGGAAAAAAUUGGAUAUGGCGGCAUCUUCAUGGAAAGACAGCGAGUGCUUCAAAUCCUGUACGAAAGUAUCGAGGAUAAGACCAGGCUUCACUCUUCAAAGCGAGUUGUGUGCGUGGUGCAGACCGGCCACGAAGCUGUGAUUGUGAGCGAGGAUGGGAGUGAACUUGGUUGCGAUUACGUUGCAGGAUUCGAUGCUCGCUAUGCCUGUGUCUAUGGCAUCUCGAAUCCAGUUUCAGGCAUUGAACCGGGCCGUUCUUUCACCGUCUACCGACCAGACGUAUCCCUGUUGAUAUUCUGUGGCCACAACGGAGACAUAUACUGGUUCAUGACCCACGAUCUGAAGCGUACCGUCGCGUUUGAAAAGCGUGAGAGAUUUUCUGAACAGGAUAUCGAGGCGCUAUAUGCACAAGUUGCCGACAAAACUGUGACGGAUGGGUUGGUUUUUGCCAUUAUGUUUGAGAACAGGCGGGCUGCGGUUAUGACAGCCCUGGAAGAGGGCAUUGCAGAGCAAUUCUUUUCCGGGCGCUUGUUUAUGCUAGGUGAUUCUGCGCACAAGAUGGUGCCUCAGGCAGCCAUGGGCGCAAACCAAGCCAUCGAGUCCGCAACAGCAUUCGUCAAUAUCCUGCGCCCCUUCCUGUCUCAUAAAACAUCUCAGUCUUCAAGCGCGUACAUUACACAAUCUGAAGUGGAAUUAUGCUUGGAGCAGUAUGACCUCCGACGUCGCGCACGAGUUACUGAAGCCUUUCGGAGAGCAAAUCUCACCUGCCGCGCCCACCUAAAGAUCGGACCCGUGAGCGAGGAAUAUUGGGCGAAUCUCCCUAAAAUGAUGAGCCCAGUGGCAAUUUCCAAGUUGUUGGAUUCAUUUUCUCGCGGAGAGGUGUUGGAGAAUUGGUCGGUAGGGAGUACUAACAUGGCUGUCUGCACGGGGUUUGGAGAAGCCAAAGAGUGCAUGUCAAAGUUAUAA